CGCGCCUGCCCUGAGCCGUCCCCCGCCCGUCCCCCGCCAGCGCCGCGCCCGGCCCCGGCCCGCCAUGCGCGGACAAUGAUGAUGGCCCGCAAGCAAGAUGGCCGCACGCCCACCUACAACGUCAGCGUGGUGGGACUGUCCGGCACCGAGAAGGAGAAGGGCCAGUGCGGCGUCGGCAAAUCCUGCCUGUGCAACCGCUUCGUGCGGCCCGGCGCCGACGACUUCCACUUGGAGCACACGUCCGUGCUCAGCACCAGUGACUUUGGGGGCAGGGUGGUCAACAAUGACCACUUCCUCUACUGGGGCGAGGUGGCGCGGCCGCUGGAGGAGUGCGUGGAGUGCCGAAUCCACGUGGUGGAGCAGACGGAGUUCAUCGACGACCAGACCUUCCAGCCGCACCGCAGCACGGCCUUGCAGCCCUACAUCAAGAGGGCGGCGGCCACCAAGUUGGCGUCGGCCGAGAAGCUCAUGUACUUCUGCACCGACCAGCUGGGCUUGGAGCAGGACUUCGAGCAGAAGCAGAUGCCCGACGGCAAGCUGCCGGUGGACGGCUUCCUGCUGUGCGUGGACGUCAGCCGCGGCAUGAACCGCAACUUCGACGAGCAGCUCAAGUUCGUGUCCAACCUCUACAACCAGCUGGCCAAGACCAAGAAGCCGGUGGUGGUGGUGCUCACCAAGUGCGACGAGGGCGUGGAGCGCUACAUCCGCGACGCGCACGCCUUCGCCUUGGGCAAGAAGAACCUGCAGGUGGUGGAGACCUCGGCGCGCUCCAACGUCAACGUGGAGCUGGCCUUCGGCACGCUGGUGCAGCUGGUGGACAAGAGCCGCGGCAAGGCCAAGAUCAUCCCCUACUUCGAGGCGCUCAAGCAGCAGAGCCAGCAGAUCGCCGCCGCCAAGGACAAGUACGAGUGGCUCGUCGGCCGCGUCGUCAAGAGCCACCACGAGGCGUGGCCCGACGUCAGCCGCAAGAUGCGGACGGCGCCCGAGUACCAGGAGUACGUCUACCUGGAGGGCACCCAGAAGGCCAAGAAGCUCUUCCUGCAGCACGUGCAGCGCCUCAAGCGGGAGCACAUCGAGCGCCGCCGCAGGGCCUACCUGGCCCUGCUGCCGCAGGCGCUGGACGCCCUCGUGCCGGACCUGGACGAGAUCGACCGCUUGAGCCGCGCCAAGGCCGAGAAGCUGCUGGAGGCCAAGCCCGACUUCCUCAAGUGGUUCGUGGUGCUGGAGGAGACGCCGUGGGACGCCACGAGCCACGUGGACGACGCCGACAGCGAGCGCAUCCCCUUCGACCUGCUGGAGACGCCGGCGGGCGAGCAGCUCUACGAGGCCCACCUGGAGAAGCUGCGCGACGAGCGCAAGCGCGCCGAGGUGAGGAGGGCGUUCCGCGAGAACCUGGAGAGCUCGCCCUUCGUCACGCCCGGCAAGCCUUGGGAGGAGGCGCGGAGCUUCAUCAUGAACGAGGAGUUCUACCUGUGGCUGGACGAGUCGGUCUACGUGGACAUCUACGGCAAGCACCAGAAGCAGCUGAUCGACCGGGCCAAGGAGGACUUCCAGGAGCUGCUGCUGGAGUACUCGGAGCUCUUCUACGAGCUGGAGUUGGACGCCAAGCCCAGCAAGGAGAAGAUGGGCGUCAUCCAGGAGGUGCUGGGCGAGGAGCAGAGGUUCAAGGCGCUGCAGAAGCUCCAGGCCGAGCGCGACGCCCUCGUCCUCAAGCACGUCCACUUCGUCUACCACCCCACCAAGGAGACGUGCCCCAGCUGCGCCGCCUGCGUGGACGCCCGCGUGGAGCAGCUGCUGGGCUCGCGCUUCGCCCGGCCGGCCGAGCGGCACCGCCGCGAGCCCGCGGCGGACGCCGACCGCAUCAACCUGGUCAUCCUGGGCAAGGACGGGCUGGCGCGCGAGCUGGCCAACGAGAUCCGCGCGCUCUGCACCAGCGACGACAAGUACGUCAUCGAGGGCAAGAUGUACGAGUUGGCCCUGAGGCCCAUCGAGGGCAACGUCCGGCUGCCGGUCAACGCCUUCCACACGCCCACCUUCCAGCCGCACGGCUGCCUGUGCCUCUACAACUCCAAGGAGUCGCUCUCCUACGUGGUGGAGAGCGUGGAGAAGAGCCGCGAGUCGGCCGCCGGCCGCCGCGACGGCCACGCGGCGCAGCUGCCCCUGACGCUGGUCUUGGUCAACAAGCGCGGCGGCGGCGACGCCGGCGGCGAGACGCUGCAGAGCCUCAUCCAGCAGGGCCAGCAGAUCGCCGGCAAGCUGCAGUGCGUCUUCCUGGACCCGGCGUCGGCCGGCAUCGGCUACGGCCGCAACAUCAACGAGAAGCAGAUCGGCCAGGUCCUCAAGGGGCUGCUGGACGCCAAACGCGGCCUCAACCCGGCGGCGGGCGCGGCGCCGGGCCCGCGGGACGCGGCCGACGGCGCCGAGCUGCGCGUGGCCGCGUGCCUGAUGUGCGGCGACCCGGUGAGCGCCGACGAGGUGCUGCUGCCCAUCCUGCAGGCGCAGCCGUGCCGGCCGGCGCCGGGCGGCGGCGCCGCGGUGCUGCUGGAGGCGGCGGUGGGCUCGCAGCGGCGGCGCGUGGAGCUGUCGCUGCUCUCCUACCACGCGUCCUUCGGCUUGCGCAAGAGCCGCCUGGUGCACGGCUACAUCGUCUUCUACGCGGCCAAGCGCAAGGCCUCGCUGGCCACGCUGCGCGCCUUCCUGGCCGACGUGCAGGACAUCGUGCCCGUGCAGCUGGUGGCCUUGGCCGACGGCUCGGCCGACGCGCCGGACGACGACGUGAGCCGCGAGCAGCUGGCCGAGGGCGAGGAGAUCGCCCAGGAGAUCGAGGCCCGCUUCGCCGCCUUGCCCUGCGGCCAAGGCCAGGCCAAGCUGGACGUCUUCCAACCCUUCUUCAAGGACGCCUUGGACAAGAAGAACAUCGUGGAGGCCGCGCACAUGUACGACAACGCCGCCGAGGCCUGCGGCGCCGGCGAGGACGUCUUCAACUCGCCGCGCGCCGGCUCGCCGCUCUGCAACUCCAACUUGGCCGACUCCGAGGAGGACCCCGAGCCGCUGCCCGGCUACAGCCCCUUCCGCGACGAGCCGGCCUUGCCCAAGGAGCUCUCCAAGCUCUCCGCGGAGCUGGAGGGCAGCGACGGCCUCGGCUUCGUCUCGGCGGCGGCCAACAGCAAGAUGGCGGCGCCGCCGCCGCUCAAGCCGAAGCCGCCGUCGCACUUCGAGGCGGCGGAGCAGAGCCACCGCGACGUCCGGCGGCGCUCGGCCUCCUCCUCGGCGUGGUUGCCGCCGGAUUGCUUCGACCCUUCGGAUUACGCCGAGCCCAUGGACGCGGUGGUGAAGCCGCGCAGCGAGGAGGAGAACAUCUACUCGGUUCCUCACGACAGCACCCAAGGCAAGAUCAUCACCGUGCGCAACAUCAACAAGGCCGCGUCCAACGGCAGCGGCAACGGCUCGGACAGCGAGAUGGACAGCGGCUCCUUGGAGCGGGGCCGGAGGCCGCCGGCCGUCGCCAAACCGCGGCUGUACCGGGCGCGGUGCGCGCGGCUCGGACGUUUCGCCGGCUACCGGCCCGGCCUGAGCGUGGGCAGCGACGAUGAGUUGGGGCCGGGGAGGAAGAAGGACGAGGAGCCGGGCGGUCAGGGCGGCUACAAGGGCGACAACGCGGUCAUCGCCUACGAGGCGGCCGACGGAGAGGAUCCGCGCAGGAGGAACAUCCUCAGGAGCCUCAGGAGGACCACCAAGAAGCCCAAGGCCAAGGCGCGCCCGUCGCUCUCCAAGGCUCCGUGGGAGAGCAGCUAUUUCGGGGUGCCCCUGGCCAGCGUGGUCACCCCCGAGCGGCCGAUCCCCGUCUUCAUCGAGCGCUGCAUCCAGUACAUCGAGGCCACCGGGCUGAGCACGGAGGGGAUUUAUCGCGUCAGCGGCAACAAGUCGGAGAUGGAGAGCCUGCAGCGCCAGUUCGACCAGGACCACGGCCUGGACCUGGCUGAGAAGGAUUUCACCGUCAACGCCGUGGCCGGAGCCAUGAAAAGUUUCUUCUCGGAGCUGCCGGAGCCGCUGGUGCCCUACGCCGUGCAGCUGGAGCUGGUGGAGGCGCACAAGAUCCCGGAGCGGGAGUGCAGAAGCUGCUGGCGCUGCGCGAGGUCCUGCGCAAAUUCGCCGCGCGAGAACUACGAGGUCUUCAAAUACGUCAUCGCCCACCUCAACAGGGUCAGCCAACAGCACCGCGUCAACCUGAUGACCAGCGAGAACCUGUCCAUCUGCUUCUGGCCGACGCUGAUGCGGCCGGACUUCAGCACCAUGGACGCGCUGACGGCCACCAGGACCUACCAGACAAUCAUCGAACUCUUCAUCCACCAGUGCCCCUUCUUCUUCUCGCUCCGGCCACCUCCGGACACGCCCGGCUCGCCCGGCCCGGCUCCGGCCGCCGCGCCCUUCCCGGCGCCGCCGCUGCCGCCGUCCCCAGCUCGGACGCCGUCGCCGCCGCCCGAGCCGCUGGAGCCCUGAGGGCGGCGUGGGGAGUGACCGUUGGGAUGUCCGGUUGGGAUUCGGCCGCUCUCCGGAGUGACCGCCGAGAUGUCCGGUCCUUCCCGGAGUGACCGCCGGGAUGUCCGGUUGGGAUUCGGCCGCUCUCCGGAGUGACCGCCGGGAUGUCCGGUCCUUCCCGGAGUGACCGCCGAGAUGUCCGGUUGGGAUUCGGCCGCUCUCCGGAGUGACCGCCAGGAUGUCCGGUCCUUCCCGGAGUGACCGCCGGGAUGUCCGGUUGGGAUUCGGCCGCUUUCCGGAGUGACCGCCGGGAUGUCCAGUUGGAAUUUGGCCCUUCCCAGAGUGACCGCCGGGAUGUCCGGUUGGAAUUCGGCCACUUUCCGGAGUGACCGCUGAGAUGUCCAGUCCUUCCCGGAGUGACCGCUGGGAUGUCCGGUCCUUCCCGGAGUGACCGCCAGGAUGUCCGGCCAGAAUUUGGCCCUUCCCAGAGUGACCGCCGGGAUGUCUGGCCGGAAUUUGGCCCUUCCCAGAGUGACCACCGGGAUGUCCGGCCGGGAUUUGGCCUCUUCCCAGAGUGACCGCCGGGAUGUCCGGCCGGGAUUUGGCCCCUGCGGAGGGGCUCGGACGUUGCCGGGGACGUUUGCCCAGACUUUGGCCAGGCCGGCCGGACGCCCCCGGGGCGGGGCCUGGGAGGGGCUGGAAGGGGGCGAGGGUUGUCCAAGGUGGCCGGAGGGUCAUCCGAGGUGGUCCAGAGUGGCCGGAGGGUCAUCCAAGGUGGCCAGAGGGUCAUCCGAGGUGGUCCAGAGUGGCAUGAGGGUCAUUCCAGGUGGUCCAAGGGUCACUCCAGGUGGUCCAAAUGUCGUCCAUUGUGGUCCAGUGUGGCCUGAGGGUCAUCCAAGGUGGCCUGAGGGUCACUCCAGGUGGUCCAAGGGUCAUCCAAGGUGGUCCAAGGGUCAUCCAAGGUGGUCCAGAGUGGCCUGAGGAUCAUCCAAGGUGGUCCAGGGUGGCCUGAGGGUCAUCCAAAGUGGCCUGAGGGUCAUCCAAGGUUGCCCAAGCUCCAUCCAAGGUUGCCCAAAUUCCAUCCGAGGUUGCCCAAAUUCCAUCCCAGGUGGCCCAAACUCCAUCCGAGGUCGCCCAAGGACCUUUUGAGGUUGCCCAAAUUCCAUCCCAGGUGGUCCAGGAUCCAUCUGAGGUGGCCCAAGGACCUUUCGAGGUUGCCCAAAUUCCAUCCAAGGUUGCCCAAAGCCCACCCGAGGUUGCCCAGGGUCCUUCUGAGGUUGCCCAAAGCCCACCCGAGGUUGCCCAAGCUCCAUCUGAGGUUGCCCAAGCUCCACCCAAGGUUGCCAAGCUCCACCCGAGGUUGCCCAGGGUCCAUCUGAGGUUGCCCAAACUCCAUCCAAGGUUACCCAAGCUCCACCUGAGGUUGCCCAAAGCCCACCCAAGGUUGCCCAGGCUCCAUCUGAGGUGGCCCAAACUCCAUCCAAGGUUGCCCACAUUCAAUCCCAAGUGGCCCAAAGUUCUUCCCAGGUGGCCCAAGCACCACCCAAGGUUGCCCAAAGCCCACCUGAGGUUGCCCAAGCUCCACCUGAGGUUGCCCAAACUCCAUCCAAGGUGGCCCAGGGUCCACCCGAGACCACCGCGGCUCCUCAGACCCCCAAAAUUCCCAAAAAAAUCCCCAAAAAUCCCCCAAAAUCCCAAAUCCGGCGACUCCGCCCCGAAGCACUUCCGGGGGGUGGGGGAGGGGCCUUGGACCUCCCCCUCCCCCCCCCUCCCCCAAAAUUUGGAAAAAAUGGGAAUUUUGAGGGAUUUUUGGGGGGGAAUUUUGGGAAUUUUUGGGAAUUUUGGGGGUCCCGGAGCCCUCCCAGUGCCGGAGUGGAAUUUCAUGGUACCACCGGGACCUCCCGGCUCUCUUCGCACUUUAAGACGUCCCCGAGAUCCCAACCCCGGGCACAAAAAUUCCCCCCCAAAAAAGGUUCCAAAUCCCAAAUUUCCCAAUUUUGGGAGUUUUGGGGGAUUAAAAAAAAAAAAGGAAAAAAAAAAA
This is a messenger RNA of Vidua macroura (Pin-tailed whydah), 6520 nucleotides long. It is a transcript of the gene ARHGAP35, whose product is annotated as Rho GTPase activating protein 35. Lineage: Eukaryota; Metazoa; Chordata; Aves; Passeriformes; Viduidae. The record is from RefSeq and is a predicted model, not a curated record. Gene Ontology annotation, molecular function: GTP binding; GTPase activity. Gene Ontology annotation, biological process: signal transduction.